CAGAUUACCUCUGUUAGACCAUAUGUUUUGUGGGACGAUUCGAGUCGAAACAUAAACACAGCCGAGCAAACCCGUCCGAGUCUUAUGAAUUGAAUCGGAAAUAACGCUGUUUUUAUUUCAUUUGAUUUGUUAGAAAGGAGGAAGUGCUUUCUUCGACCGAUCCAACUACAUUAUGAUUUCCGAAGUAGACCUCAUAAACAAGGACAGUUCAGUACGAGUUGCUGUCAGAAUCCGACCUCAAAACUCAAGGGAGCUAAUAGAUAUGUGUCGCAUUUGCACGACAGUAACCUUUGGCGAACCUCAGAUUUUUCUUGGGUCGGACAAAGCCUUUACCUUCGACUAUGUCUUUGACACCAAUUCCAAUCAGUGUGAUAUAUACUCGGAAUGCGUGGAGCGGCUGGUGGAUAGCACGCUGCAUGGCUAUAACGCCACCGUUCUGGCUUACGGACAAACAGGAUCUGGCAAGACCUACACGAUGGGCACUGGAUUUGACCAUGAAUCCGAGUCAUCCGAGUCCGCUCUGCUUGGCAUUAUUCCACGGGCGGUUCGCCACAUAUUCAGUGGUAUCGAACAGCUGGAAGCCUCCAGCUCUGGCCCAGAACGCCCAGCGGCUGGUGGAAGUCCGCAGUUCAGUCUGGCUGUUCAGUACAUCGAACUAUACAACGAGGACAUAUUUGACCUGUUGGACCCAUUCAACAAGAAUAGCAAUUUUAAGAUACACGAAGAUGCCAGCGGACAAAUAACCAUAUCUGGGGCCUCAAUAAAGCCGAUCUUUCAACCUCAAGAUGCCUUAAAGUACCUCCAGCAAGGAGCCUUAGCUCGCACCACUGCCUCAACGAAAAUGAACGAUCAGUCGUCGCGAUCUCACGCUUUGUUCACGAUUUUCGUGCGCAGACAACGAUUACUUGCCCCGAAUGACAAUGGGUCGGAUAACGAUUUGGAAACCCUAACUUCGAAGUUCCACUUUGUCGAUCUGGCUGGCUCCGAAAGGCUCAAAAGAACCCAGGCCACGGGCGAACGAGCCCGCGAGGGCAUAUCCAUCAACUGCGGGUUACUUGCCCUAGGCAAUUGUAUCUCGGCACUCGGAGACAAGUCCAAGAGAGCUUUGCACGUACCGUAUCGGGACUCGAAAUUGACCCGCCUUCUCCAGGACUCGUUGGGCGGCAAUAGUCAAACUUUAAUGAUCGCCUGCGUCUCGCCAAGCGAUCGAGACUUUAUGGAAACCUUGAAUACCUUGAAGUACGCGAACCGCGCAAGGAAUAUCAAGAACAAAGUCAAGAUAAACCAAGAUCAGAGUUCUCGAACGAUCUCCCAGCUACGAAGAGAAAUUGCAGCAUUGCAGAUGGAGUUGUUAGAGUACAAACAGGGCAAGCUUGUGGUGGAUUGCGAAGGAAACACAACAAUUUCGGAUACAUUUAAUGAGAAUACACUGCUUCUAUCGGAAAUCAAACGACUGCAGCAGCGGCUCAAAUCGCUACAAAACACAGUUGUCACUUUGACCGAAAGAAAUGCGGAGCUUAAAAUAAAACUGGAUUCCAAUAAGUGGAUUGGUAACGAUAGUUCUGACGUCGAAAUAACAAAGGUGGUCGGACAAUACAUGCUGGAGAUCGAACAGCUCCAGAGUAAACUAAUUGAGUCUGAAGAACAUCGCAAGCAAAUGGAAAUUUCAGCGGCACACUCGCCCAAAAACACCAAACCCGUCUAUGAUGGCGAUAUCAUAACCAAAGCUAAACGAGAUUUGGAAAGGGAACGGGAACUCUUGAUGUCGCGUUCAUUGCCAGGAAUUCAAAACCAAAACGUUAGCUCCGAGGAAGCAGACGCCGGCAGUAGCGAUUCGGAAGCUGAGGGGGUGGUGAAGGACUUGGAAGCCAUUGAAAACGAUAUCGAAAUGAGGACCAAACUAAUUGAACAACUAGAGUUGACCAACGAGAGAUGCGAACUAAUGCGAAUGCAAUACGAAGAAAAACUAUCCGUGUUGUAUUGCAAAAUCGAAAACACGCAAAAGGAACGAGACGACGUCUUGGCAAAUAUGGUUUCAUCUGUGUCAGUGCCUUCGAAGGAUAGCUUGAAAAAAGUGAAGUCGGACUAUGAAGGCAAGAUUAGCAACAUGCAGUUUGAGCUAAAGAAAUUGCAGAACGCCCAGAGAGAACACCUUCGACAGCAGCAAAAACUCAAAGCCCACGAAGUCAAGAUAAAUACGCUGCGCAGCGAGCUCAGUGAGCUGAAAUUCACAAAAGUUAAGUUAAUGAAAAAGAUGUCGCAACAAUCCAGCCGCCACAAAGAAGAGGAUAGUCGUAAAUCCAAGGAAAUUGCUCAGUUGCUAAAGGAACAGCGCCGCCAAAAAAAUGCUGUCUUAUCGUUGGAAGCCAAAGUGAGUGCAAAGGAGCAGAUUCUGAAGCGAAAAACAGAGGAAGUUAUUGCCCUGCGCAAGAGUCAACGGGGAAAGUCCGGCCAAAGAGCACCUCCACAUCUAGCUUCGAAAAUCGCCACUUUAGACGGCUUCACUUCUCGAUCCGCACGACAUCGAUGGGACAAGCUUUACCGCACAAUAUUGAACGCUGCCAGAAACAGACAGCUCAUCACGCAGCUGGAAAAGGAGCUAGAACGACUAAUAUCGGAGCGGGAGGAUCUCUCACGUGAGCUGAACAUAAUGGAAAAUAGUUCAGGCGCCGAGAGGCGAACAGAUGAGUUCAACGAAGUGGACAACCUGAGAACCAACAUUAGUUACAUUCAGGAAAACAUAGAGCAUGUACAGCAGGCUAUAAUGGAGUUUGAAGACUCAAAAGACACUGUGCAGAGCGAUGUAAAUAAGAUUCAGAGCCUGCUGGACGAGGUCUCAACCGUGGCGGAGGCUAAGUUCAUUCUUCAGAAGUUUUCCGACAGCUCCAUAGUAAUGUCGUGCAACUUGUCUAUCGCCGAAUCACGUUUACAGGAGCAGGAAUCGCUGCUUAAGGAGGCUAAGCAAGAAAACGACAUUCAGCAGCAAAUACUACAACAUUUUCUAACACAAAACAGUAACGUGCAUAUAGCUGACAUAUUUGAUUCCCUAAAUCUCAAAGGCAGCAACCUCAUAAGUAGUGCAAGCCCGGGCUCUCAAAAGUCGUUAGUUAGCAAUGCCACAUAUGACAUCCCGCAAGACGACAAAGCUUCAGACUCCGCCCACGUGGAAAUGCGCAGGACGACGAGUAGAAGUCCUUCGCCGUUUGGAAAUGCAGACUCGUUUGAUAAAAGCCCCAAAGUGCGCAGACGAACUGCCAAGCGACAAGAUCUUCUUUUUGGGGACACAGAACUUCCAGAACAGCAGACUAUUAACAAAAUGACGUGAUCAUGCAUUGGAAGAUGAGGUCAUAAAACGAAAGCUGCGAUUGGAACAACAAUAUUAAUUUAUAUCAAAUAGCGAACAAAUAAUCAAAAGACAGGGCAGUGAUUUUGGAGCUAGCCCUAACAAAGUUAUUCUAUGCCUAUAUCAAAAUUAACUUAUUAACCGUUUUGCUCUUUCUGCAGGUUUUCAAGUUAUCCAAUCUUUUAACAAAAAGUGGCUGUUUUAGAACGAAGGUCAAGUAAAAAGAUUGUGCAACUGGUGUCUUCCCAGAAAAUAUAAAUAUCAAAAUAAUAGACAAUAUAAUAAUAAUGUAUUAAUAAAUUAUUUUAUAAGAUUUAGAUCCAUAUUUUACUUUAAAAAUAUAUAUAAAAAAGUUGACUUUAUGUGUUCCUUUAAGGGAAUAGCUGGAUAAGUUGUAUAGAAAAUAUAGUUUUGAAAGGACCAGCAAUAAAACACAUUUACUUAUAAAGUUUAA
Messenger RNA from Drosophila biarmipes, 3797 nucleotides. RefSeq names its product kinesin-like protein KIF21A (gene Klp31E). The record is from RefSeq and is a predicted model, not a curated record. The coding region runs from base 173 to 3325 and encodes 1050 amino acids. The transcript has 12 exons. NCBI's taxonomy places the organism in Eukaryota, Metazoa, Arthropoda, Insecta, Diptera, Drosophilidae. Gene Ontology annotation, biological process: mitotic spindle organization; microtubule-based movement. Gene Ontology annotation, molecular function: ATP binding; microtubule motor activity; microtubule binding.